AUGGCAUCCAACACCCACAACGCCCCCGUCUUGGAUGUAAUCGAUAAAGAUGCAGGACACGCCUUCCAACUCCCCGUCAAACGUAUCCACGAUGGCGAUGACGUUACGUUUUUUCUUGCCAGUAGGGCCUACGCCGACAUCAUGACCUUCAUCUUCCAGCUCAACACUUCCAUGAUACCGCGCAAAGUUAACAGUAAAGAGCAAGGAAAAGAUGCAUCUUUCAAGGAAUGGAUCCUAAAUGACCCGGACGUGCCCCACCCGCCUAUUGUCCAAAGCCUUGCCAAGCUUCUCGAAGCCCUAACAUCCAUCAUCGAUGAGGCACCUCCGGACCCUGGACCCCGCCGCUUCGGAAACGUGAGCUUCAGGACCUGGUACGAUAUUGUGCGGGAAAGGGUUCCGGACUUGCUAGAUCAACAUCUACCGGCCUCAGUCUUGGCAUUCAAAUCUACCUCUGAUGUGCCCGCCAAAACAGAACUAGAAGCCUAUCUUAUCGGCAGUUUUGGUAGUUCACAGCGCUUAGACUACGGAACGGGCCAUGAACUUUCUUUCCUCGCCUUCCUCGGAUGUCUUUGGAAACUCGGUGCUUUCCCUGAAUCGCAAGAUGGAGAUCAAGAGCGUGGCAUCGUGCUGGGUGUUAUCGAACCCUACCUUGCGCUCAUCAGGCGGCUCAUCUUGACAUACACGUUGGAACCCGCAGGAUCACACGGCGUAUGGGGUCUGGACGAUCAUUUCUUCUUGCCAUACAUAUUCGGCAGCGCACAAUUCUCCCCGCCCAUAACUACACCCGGGGAUGUCGCAGCAGAAGGCUCACUACCAUCAGCACCGCACCCCGGUGACGUAGCCAAAGCCCCAGCCGUAGAGCGCGAACGACGACGAAACAUGUAUUUCAGCGCCAUCGGCUUCAUCUACGACGUGAAAAAAGGUCCGUUCUGGGAACACAGCAACAUCCUGUACGACGUCUCUGGUGUAAAAGCCGGGUGGGCAAAGAUCAACAAGGGAAUGAUCAAAAUGUACAACGCAGAAGUCCUCUCCAAAUUCCCAGUCGUCCAACACUUCCCCUUCGGCUCCCUCUUCCCCUUCACCCCCGACCCAGCAGCAAAGGAAAUCCAAGCCACUGUCCAUACAGCUAGUCAACCGAAAUCUUCUUCUCCGUCUUCUGCUACCACUAAUGCUGCUGGUUCUGCUUCCCAAGCACCCUUACGAGACGCACUCGCCGAUUCCUCUGCGCCUGCGAUGACGAGACCGCUGCCUCCGCAGGGUACCGCUGCUGCAGGUACGGCGGCGCCGUGGGCGGGUAAUGCUAUUCGCCAGGUACCUGCGCAAGGCGGUAUGCAGAGUACAACGGCGCCGUGGGCAACAGCUUCUUCUGCGCGUGGUGGGGGUCAAGCACCCGGUGGUGGUAUGCCAAUGACAUCUGCGCCGUGGGCGAGGGGGGCAGCGACCCAGGGCCCACAGGUACCGAGUGGACCGGACCAACCUACUAAAGCGCCGUGGGCGUCGAGGACGCCGGCCCCACCUCCUCCGGGAAGUGGUACAGCGGCGCCAUGGGCGAGGGGCGGUGGGGGAGAUGCGCAGCAGCAGCAGCCGAGUACCCGGGCGCCUUGGGCGGAUAAGAGAUGA
Messenger RNA from Pyrenophora tritici-repentis Pt-1C-BFP, 1620 nucleotides. RefSeq lists its product as uncharacterized. Gene Ontology annotation, molecular function: peptidyl-prolyl cis-trans isomerase activity; protein tyrosine phosphatase activator activity. Gene Ontology annotation, biological process: mitotic spindle organization. NCBI's taxonomy places the organism in Eukaryota, Fungi, Ascomycota, Dothideomycetes, Pleosporales, Pleosporaceae. Gene Ontology annotation, cellular component: nucleus; cytoplasm; protein phosphatase type 2A complex. The record is from RefSeq and is a predicted model, not a curated record.